Ustilaginoidea virens is the source of this 2253-nucleotide messenger RNA. RefSeq lists its product as uncharacterized. Gene Ontology annotation, cellular component: membrane. Gene Ontology annotation, biological process: transmembrane transport. The record is from RefSeq and is a predicted model, not a curated record. Lineage: Eukaryota; Fungi; Ascomycota; Sordariomycetes; Hypocreales; Clavicipitaceae. The transcript is spliced from 3 exons. The coding region runs from base 1 to 2253 and encodes 750 amino acids.
AUGGACGACGCUAUUUCGCUAGAUACAGACCAAAUACGAUCUUGGCGAUCCAUUAUCACGCUCGUUGUUUUCAUCCUUACCAAUAUUAAUGUGCUCUUCCCAUUUCAUAUCCCUUUCUACCUUCCCACAAGAGUUUGGCGCUUAGUUGUUGGCACGUUGAUUCAUCUUCGAGUCAUACCGCCUAGGCACAAUGCGCCUGAGGGUGAAACAGCCGACGAUGAACAAAAUGGCAAGCUGAAGCCAUGGAUCAGGUUCCAAUUUCCCAUGAACUUUGUCACCGCGCCACUAAUCGCGGAUCUCUUUCUGCUUGCAAUCUCGGCAAUUGGCCGAAAGGAAGUUCAUGAUGGAACCCUCGGGGCCGACAACAUUUCUCCCAUUGACAUCAUGGCAUUCUUCCUUACUUUGGCGUACAUUGCCAUUUCUAUUGAUGCGUCGGGGUUGAUUCGAUAUCUUGCGUUCAAGGUACUGCAAUGGGGCGGCAGAAUCGGCCACCGGCUUUUUUUCCUCCUCUACGCUUUCUUCUUUCUAAUUGGCAGUUUCAUUGGCAACGAUCCCAUCAUUUUAUCCGGCACGGCUUUCUUGGCCUACAUGACCAGAGUGUCCAGCAACAUCGUCCACCCUAGAGCUUGGAUUCAUACCCAGUUCGCCGUCGCAAAUAUUGCUUCUGCGAUCCUCGUUUCGUCAAACCCAACCAACCUGGUUCUCGCUGGGGCCUUCAAGAUCAAAUUCAUCAACUACACCGCCAACAUGAUAGUUCCUGUAGUGGUGACUGCGACUGUGCUCUUUCCCUUUUUGCUCUACAUUGUGUUUGCUAACGAGUCUUUGAUCCCGUCUACUAUCAAGAUGCACGAGUUGCCACUAGAGGCUCGAGGGAAGAAGCCGGUCAAUCCUAAUAUUCCUCACGCUCGCGGACAAAUGGAAGAAGAAGAAAACAGCCUCGAAAAUGAUGAGCAGGUCAAACUACUUUCACUGGAAGAGAUUAUGAAUCCCUUCCUGGACAAGGGCGGUGCUGCAUUUGGUGCCGCCAUUAUGGCGGCUACCCUUAUCACCGUAUUAGUUCUCAACGCCGUAAGCACAGGUACCGAUGCGCGCCCUGUCUUCUGGGUGACACUCCCAGCCGCGUUUGUUAUGUUUUGCUGGGAUCUCGGUUUCGGCUGGUAUCAUCGUGCUGAAACCCGGCAAAUUGCUCGCAACGGUAGACAGGAACUUGAAAACGCGCGUGCGGAGAGGGUGUUGCGGGAGGAGCAGCCAGCAUUACCACCAGUAGCUCAAGCAACUGCGAAUGGCUCUAUCAUGAAUGAGAUUGAGAGACAAGGCUCGAUUCCUGGUGGGUUAUUGGAAACUGAGAAACGCGGGCCAGCUGCAACUACGCCUUUGCCUCCGGCCAUUCUUGUUUCUGAGAAUCCAGACGGCGCAGCGAUCAGAACCAGUUCUUCAUCCGAAUCCCUUCAAGCGACGUCAACCUCCAUCCCUGAGCGGGCCAACGGAGGGAAUGCCCCGUAUGACGAAAAGAGCGCAGCCCUCUUCCAAUCGGCAGACGGACAAGCGAUGGCUUUAUCCCCCACUCCAGACCUCCUCGUAUCAUCUAAUGGGGACGGUGAUGGCCCAAAACGCUCCUCCCAAGCACCGUCGUUUCGACCUGACAAAUGUCGGACGACUUUGGUUUCCCUCGCCAAAGGCGCCUUUCGCUGGGCCCAGGAAACUUUCCCUACCGCAGCCGCAGUUGUUCUCCAUUUGCCUUUCGCCCUGGUACCCUUUGCGUUCUCCAUGUUUGUGCUUGUACAAGCCUUGGCGACCAAGGGCUGGAUUCCCGUUUUUGCGUAUGGAUGGGACCACUGGGUGAGGAAGACUGGGACGGUUGGUGCUAUAGGCGGCAUGGGGUUUCUGUCCGUGGUUCUUUGCAACUUUGCCGGAACAAACAUCGGUACGACGAUUCUUUUAUCCCGCGUUAUUCAGACCUGGCAAGCGAUCAAUGCGGAAAACAAGACCGAAAUCAGCGACCGUACGUUUUGGGCUACGGUAUACAGCAUGGCUAUUGGUGUCAACUACGGCGCAUUCAGCACAGCAUUCAGCGCGUCAUUAGCAGGGCUUCUCUGGAAAGACAUUUUAUCCCGCAAACACAUUCAUGUUCGGGGGCUUGAGUUUGCUCGAGUGAACCUUCCUAUUAUUGCCAUUGCUAUGGUCGUGGGUCUUGCCGUCCUUACUGGGCAAAUAUACAUUGUCCGCGGCGACCAACCUUAUGAUCACACGUGA